AUUUCGAAAACCCUAAUGCCAAGGGUUUAAGCACCUGACCGAUUCCAAAGCAAAAGCCCCAUUUAAACCCUCAAAUGGAAUUUCACUCAUCUCAUUCUUCAACCCAAUUUCUUCCUCUUCUCCAAACCCUAAUUCUUUCCGCUUCCAGAUGGUAGGGUUCACCCCUGAAGUAGACCUCGAUCAAGCUUCAAGGCUCAAGCUUUCAAAGGACCCCCCUGACGCCGUUGAUCCCAGACCCAUCGACUUGUCCUUUGUAGAUUCCUUGUUGGAUUUCGACUCCAUUGAGACUUGGUUCAGGGAUUUUCCAAACCCAGAUAUGGCCGAGGCUGGGACGACGACUGUGGUGAAAUCCGAGCCAAUUGACUGUGAGCCUGGUUCUGCGGUGGAGGUGAAGUCUGAGGUAGGUGGUGGAGGCCAAUUCGUUAAUGGGUCUGACCCAAUUGAUUGUGGGCCUGGUGGUGUGGUGAAGGUGAAGUCUGAAGUUUCAGAAAAUUUGAGGAGUUCUAUUGAGGAAGAGUUGGGGAAGGUUAGUUUGGUUGGAGGGAAUGAAGAAAGUUCCGUUCUUGGAUUGAGUGAGGAUUUGGAGACCAAAAUUGGAGGUGUGGAGAGCAAAAUGGAGAGUGGGAAAGAGAGCGAAAGUUCGGAGUCGGAGAGUGAGAGUUCAUCAGCAGCAUCAUCUUCUUCGAGUAGUAGCUCUAGUGAUGAGGAGGAGGAGAGAGAGAGUGAUGAUAUGGAUGAGGAGAAGGAGGGCAAUGAGGAGGCUUGUGAACUUGAAGAAGGUGAGAUAAGUGGUGCAGAGCAGAUAGGUAAUGGAAGUGGUGAUGAGGAGGGUGCCGAGGUUGCGUGGAGUGAUGUUGAUAUUUUCGAUGAGGGAGACGAGGAAGAGGAAGCUAUAAAAGGUCCCAUUCGUUCCAAAAAUGAGCUCGAGGAACUUCCACCAGUUCCUCCAGUUAAUGCGACCUUGGAACCACAUCAUCAAAUGCUGCCUGUCGGAGUUGUUUUAUCGGUUGUUGGUACCAAAGUCAUUGUAGAAGGGGUUGAGAAGCACAACCCUCUGAACGAGGGUUCUAUUCUGUGGAUAACUGAAAGCAGGUCUCCGUUGGGACUGGUAGAUGAAAUUUUUGGACCUGUCAUAAACCCUUACUAUAUGGUGAGAUACAAUACAGAAAGUGAAAUCCCUGCCGGUAUAGAAGUUGGAACACCAAUCUCUUUUGUUCAGGAGUUUGCAGAUCAUGUGCUCAAUAACAAAGAUCUUUACAGAAAGGGUUAUGAUGCAUCUGGUGCAAAUGAUGAAGAGGUAUCAGAUGAAGCAGAAUUUUCAGAUGAUGAAAAAGAAGCUGAAUACAAGAGACUGCAAAAAAUGACAAAGAGGGGAAUGAAUGACCAGAAUGCCGGCAGUAAGAAAAACAACAGAAAAAGAGGUAAAAAUAAGAUCGGUCCCUGGAAAAAUGGUCAAUCUUCACCCCAGCAAACACCUCCCGAUCAACACCAUGAACAUUUCUCUUCAGCUGCACCUGCUCGUCGUUAUGGUCCAUCUUCUUCUGCCGUCUCAGAAGGUUUGGUUAGUGGGCGAGGAUCAGUUCGACCAUUUCCAGGUGCUACACAGGCCACUGGUAACGCAAAUGGGGUUUGGUCAAAUGGAAUGGCGUGUCAGCCACAGCAAACACCCUUCCCUAAUGCAUUUCCAAAUAAUAAUAUGCCAUUUUUUCCACAGUACCCUCAUCAGAUGUCUAUGCCGGGCGGAAUUCCAUUCCAUCAGCAGGCAAAUGUAUUUUCUGGACCCAUGGGUUCACAAGGGAUGAUGGGUCAACUUGGCUUCCACCAACCAGCAUUUGGAGUAGGUUUCCAGGGACAACCUACACCAGGUCAGCAGUUGAAUUCCUUUCCAGGACCCAUGAAUGCAUUUGGGAUGAGUCAACAGGGGUUCAACCAAAAUGCAUUUGGGAUGGGUCAACAGGGAUUCAACCCAAAUGUUUUUGGGGUAGGUCAACAGGGUCAACAUGGCUUCAACCCAAAUGCGUUUGCGAUGGUUCAACAGGGUCAGCAUGGCUUCAACCAAAAUACAUUCGGGAUAGGCUCACAGGGUCAACCUACAAACCUAAGCUUAGAACAGAAUAUGCCACAACCUGGGAACCCGGUUGCAGGGGAUGCUGACGCUCCCCAACAAUUUAGUCGAAGUACAUCUGCUAAUCGUGGAAGAAGACCAUUUCGUCGAGGGGGUCGUCAGUUUGCAGGGGGAAGAGGAAGAGGUUCUAGGUGAAAGUUACGGCGUGCUCUGCUUCAGUAGGCUAUCAGAAGAGCCAUCAUUUCGGAACUGCCUUUUUUUUCUUUUGUAUUUUGGUUUCUUGCUUUUGAAAAUUUGCUAAUCAGUAUUCUUUGUAUUUGCUAGUUCAUGUAUAUGGAUGGACAUAGAUGUUUCAUAUGUUAUCCAUUUUCUUGAAAUGCAACAUGCUCCUUCUCCGCGUUCAACUA
Messenger RNA from Rosa rugosa (rugosa rose), 2472 nucleotides. Its product is annotated as H/ACA ribonucleoprotein complex non-core subunit NAF1-like. Bases 149 to 2260 code for a protein of 703 amino acids. The record is from RefSeq and is a predicted model, not a curated record. NCBI's taxonomy places the organism in Eukaryota, Viridiplantae, Streptophyta, Magnoliopsida, Rosales, Rosaceae. Gene Ontology annotation, biological process: ribosome biogenesis; box H/ACA snoRNP assembly; pseudouridine synthesis. Gene Ontology annotation, molecular function: RNA binding. The transcript has 3 exons. Gene Ontology annotation, cellular component: sno(s)RNA-containing ribonucleoprotein complex.